AUGCGCACAGAAUUCGAACUGGUUGAACAGAACCAGCUUACCCCGCCAACAUCGUGGCCCACCAAGGAUGCCAUGAAGCUGUGCUAUUCGUACGACUGGGUUUGCCGCCCGACGAUGCUGAUUUAUGAGAGGGAGGAAAUGAGCCAGUUCUUGUUCUGUAUCGGCCCUCCAGGAUUCUUUAUCAACGACGAGAACGACGAAGACGAGAGAAGCACUAUGGUGGAGCAGGGACGUUUGGACCUUACCGGUCGCCAUGAAUCGCGAUGGAAUGAGUACAUACCAGGCUUUGAAGCCUAUAUACAGGAUUUUGACGCCCUCGCGCCGUUCCUGUACAAGGAGAAGAAGUGUUCUCCCAUGUGGACCGGAACAUUUCAUACCGUGACGUAUCGUGUCAAGCCUGAGGGAGAAGAUACCUAUCGCCAAUGGCUCUCUCGAUGGAAGAUCGAACAUGAUCAGGGGGACCUUGCGGAUAUCAUUGCUCGUUCCUUGGAUGUGCAUGCGCUCUGGUUGAAAGGCUCGAAACCCCAAUUCCAGUCCAUCACACUUAUCGACCUGCCUGAAGACAUUCUUGAAGUAGUGUUCAGCGAGUGCUCUCGCGAAGAGCUAUUCAUUGUUUCUGGGACAUGCACUACGCUACGAUGGGCGAGAGACCACUGCCUGAAGGCCUGCGAGAUCCGCUUCACCCAGUUCAUGGGUUCAUUGUGUGAGAAACUUGAUCCAGAGUCUGACCUUCCCCGCCAAAUUAUCCCGUAUUUCAUCAAGGCGUAUGGACUUUGUCUCGAUCGUAUCGCCUACUAUGCUGCUCGCUCCAAGCAAUGUGCCAUCAUGGAGAAGCUUGUCAUCAAUCUCUGUUGGACCUCGGGGACCCAUUAUGGUUCACCUGUCUACCAGGCCUUGAAGGGUGCAUAUUGGGAACGCGUUGUCAAGUCUCUGUCCAAAGCAAUCAUCCCCCUCAUUGGGUCGAAGGGAACGCCCAAUCUCACCCAACUCUCUCUGACUGGUGUUUUGCUGGAUGGCCACGAACUCUUGGCUGUCUGCUCCCUUGGGAAGCUGAGAACCCUCUCGCUUUUUGAAUGCAAAGUCACUGCUAUUGAUACUCUGACGAAAUGGUUGGAAGGCAAUACACUUUCGUUGUCUUCCCCGGUGGCUAAUCUCCAUAUCCGCUUUGGCCCCUAUCGACCUGGACCUCCCUCUAGUCAAUGGGUCGUAUUACGCCUCCUACCUAAUAUCCGAAACCUCUCGCUCGAAUCUAUCGACUAUGCGAAUGGUUUUGUCCUCCCUGAAGACUCGGAAUUCUAUUCUCAACUUCGCUGCCUCGACUCCUUGGAACGCCUGGCCGUGACUCAUAUCAGGUCAGAGAGUGUUGGCUCUCUUGCGUCCUGGCUCUUGAUGCGCAGGCCUUUUCAUUCGGACACCAUUGCCGACAAGCUCACUCACUUCGAAAUCGUGAACGAUGUGCACAUCCCCCUGGAAGGAAUGCAAUUACUUCUUCGCUCGUUGCGCUCAAAUAGGUUGGAGGUUCUCACUCUCUAUGGGAUCCAGCGUCAAUUCGCUCGACCAGAGUUAAUAGGGGAAAUUGCUCAACUUUGUCCCAACCUUCUUUCCCUGAGGCUAAUCGCACACGGCAGCCUUCAAGCAAAGUAUCCAAAACCAAUCGUCUGGGCAGCUCCAUCCUGGAGUUAUGCAGCCUUGUUCGCUGGAUUCAAUUGUCUGGAGCACUUCAAGUGGAACUAUCUUAUCCCCGUUGAGGAUCCGACGCCCUUCCCGUUAGUACAUUUCGAAAUGGAGGCAAUGGAGCCGGUUGCUACUGCUUUCCCCGGAGAACUCUGGCCCUCCGAAGUCGACGACAGCACGCUUUACUUUGGGGACAACCAUCUCUCCGCAGCUCCGUUUGUGGCCCACUGUCCGACUUUGGAAUCGUUUUACUUGGACAACGAUUCACUUUGUUGUGAGAUAAUUCGAUGGGUUGAGGACGACUUGGGUUGUGAUGUACACAGUCCUGGAGUGGAUUUCGAGGAAGCUGCGACUGGAGGGGUGGGCGGGAGGGUGGAAAUUCGGGAUGUAACUCAGUCUAGGAGGGAAUAUGAAGGGGCUUGGAGCUGGGAUGGAUUGUAA
Coprinopsis cinerea okayama7#130 is the source of this 2115-nucleotide messenger RNA. RefSeq lists its product as hypothetical. Lineage: Eukaryota; Fungi; Basidiomycota; Agaricomycetes; Agaricales; Psathyrellaceae. Gene Ontology annotation, molecular function: protein binding. The record is from RefSeq and is a predicted model, not a curated record. Bases 1 to 2115 code for a protein of 704 amino acids. The transcript has 5 exons.